GGCAAACCAGGCUACAAAGAAGAGAGAAAAGGAAAACGCAGGAAUCGUUCGCUAUGUGCAAAUCUUUCUCAUCGCUAUUAACCUGUGGUUCUUCAUCUAUAACAUAGUGUUUUUAAGGGGUAAAUAUUUGUCCUUUGGAACUCUCUUUCUUUAUGCUAUUCAUGUGUCGGUACAGGGAAUUUGUUACUACAUGAUCAUGGAAAAUUGCAAGACAAUGGUUUUCACUGAAGCAAUUGAAGGAUACUUCGGGGAUAUGUUCAUUAUAUCAUGCGUUAUCUCCUUCUUCAUAGCCUACUCCAGAAAGUGGAUGUGGGUUUACAUAUUUAUUCCCAUCUACUUCGGCUACUUAGGAAUUCGUUUGCUGCUCAACUGGGUGUUUACUCCUGACGAAUCUCCGGAAAAACUAGAGGAGAUGAAGAGCAACCGUCAGAAGAAGAGAGAGGCUAAGAUGGCAAAACAGAAGGCAAAUUGA
Messenger RNA from Blastocystis hominis, 472 nucleotides. RefSeq lists its product as hypothetical. The transcript has 5 exons. The record is from RefSeq and is a predicted model, not a curated record. Lineage: Eukaryota; Bigyra; Opalinata; Blastocystidae. The coding region runs from base 191 to 472 and encodes 93 amino acids.